This is a messenger RNA of Belonocnema kinseyi, 1519 nucleotides long. RefSeq lists its product as uncharacterized. The coding region runs from base 195 to 584 and encodes 129 amino acids. NCBI's taxonomy places the organism in Eukaryota, Metazoa, Arthropoda, Insecta, Hymenoptera, Cynipidae. The transcript is spliced from 4 exons. The record is from RefSeq and is a predicted model, not a curated record.
AAAGCUCUUGCAACGCUACUAAAACUUUAAAGUAUUAUUUUUAUUAUUUUUGCACUAUAUAAGACACAUUUGUUGCAGUUUCUAGUCAAAAGCAGCAAGUAAAACAAGAAAAUUCUCAAGUUUAAAAGAAAGCUUUUAUUUCAUUAUUCGUAAUUCGGCAAUCUCCAUUAAACAGGAUCCUCGAUUUAACAAAAAUGAAGAUCCAUGUUGGUGCUCUUCUCCUCACUGUAGCGAUUUUCAUCAGUUUUAUUGAAUUAAGUUCGCAGUACAAUGACGAAGUUCUUGAGGCAGACACAUGGACUCUUUUAGAUAAUCUGGGUAUUUUUUUUAAUGUAACCAAUGAUUUAGAUAUACUGGUAAGUGAUGGACACAAUCAAAAAAUUUUCGGGCUAAUAGACGAUGUUGAUAAUAAACUAAUUUGCGCAUUAGAAAAAUAUAUGGAUGAUUAUUGGGUGCGUGCAUUAAUGGUAGGGGACAAACAAGUUAAGGCGGAUGGAAGCAACACUUAUGAGUGGACUCAAGCUGACACAGAUUUAUAUCAACUCGAUUUUGGCAAAAUCCUGAAUAACACGGUUUAUUGGUGACAAAAAGAAAUCUGGCACAACAGCAGCGCCACCUACUGUGCAGCAGUUUUGAAUAGGCUUGGCACAGUUGUUAUACCGACUUUGGCACAGCGGACGCCUUAAACUAACUCUCCUAAAUAGAGCCUGUCGUAUUGAUGCGCAUGCGUGAAUAAUCGCUUUUUAGUGGCUCUGCUUGACGCAUGCGCAGUAGUGCACCGGACUAUCUUCGGAAACACUUAGCUAAACGGCGCAGAAAAUAAGCUAAACGAAGGAACAACAUUGAUCCCAACGUUUAGCACAACUUCUGUUACAAGUACCUAUAACUGAUGUUAAGAAAUUCUUUCCGUGCGCUACGUUCUUAGUUUUUUAUUUAAAUUAUAACAUUCGGACAUUAUUUUCUCUAGCUUUCUUCUAAAUUAAUUUUCUAUUCUUAAGUUCAAAAUGUUCUAUAAUUUGGUGUGUAUUGUGCAAUGAAUUUCUGAAAUAAGUUUUCACUUUACCAAACUCAUAUAAAAUUAAGCAAUAAAACAUAAGUUCAUUGAAAAAUAAACAUCUACAGAUUAAACCUUAUUGCCAAAUGAUUAUAAAAAGGUGGAAAUUUGCUCUAAAAGUGCACUACACACGACGCACGGAAUUAUAUAAUCAAUUGAAAGUUAUUGUAAUUUCUUUUCAUUUUACCGUUCUUGUUAGCCAUAAAUCUAAAGUAUAUUUUUUAAAUAAAGCAUUUUCUGAUCUGAAAAAUUCAAUUUCAUUAUAAAUAAAUUUUCCGACUAAAUCACGUGAAACCGACUUUUUUUGAUUAGAUGUAACUUUUCUUCGAGUGUAUAAUUGCAACUAGUAAUCGUUUUGGUGUAAAUUAGUUUUAACAUUUUUAUUCGACUUCGCCUGAAAUAUAAUAUUUUGUAAUGAGAAAAAUGUACUUGUGUAUUAAAGAAAUAAACAUAUUUCAUAUAACA